UCAUCUGAGCAGAACAGCGUUGGCAUAAAAAUGCAUGGAAACAAUCAGACUCCAGCAAAUCUUUGCAGAAUGCAGCAUUUGCUAAAUUCCUGAAUGAGCUUUAGUGUGCUGUAGAGAUUAGAACAAAGGGAGAAUUAGCAGGGCUCCCUCUUUGUUUACCUCCCACUGAGCCCGUCUCAUGAUUCGUGCGUGACCAGGCUUUAGCCGACCUCUGCGCACGCAGGCUUUGUCGUGGCGCCCCCGGUGGGCGUCCGGCGGGCCACAGAGCCUCUCUUCUUCACCGUCCGGCGCGCGCUCGCACCAGCACGUCCCAUCCAUUGGGAAAAACACAUGUUGCGAAAUGAGCCGAGCGUACCCGAAGUGACUCUGGACUGAGGAGGAAAGAUUACGCACGGUGAUGCUCACACAUGACGAAUCGGCACGCGCGGAGGCGCAUGUAUUCUGAAGGGAUGAAAUCAUGGUUAAUGGUGUGGCUGCAGAACUGCCCCAAAAGAUGGAUGUGCGGGGAGGUAUUAACGCCUCAACAGUUCUAAAUAGCAGCUGAUAAAGGCGGUGAUCACAUAUUUCAGAGAAGGUAGAGCCGCUCAAGCUUGUUUGAUUGGAUGCGCACGAGCGCCAAAUCUUCUCCACAUAACGGUAGAUAUUUGUUUCCCCUUUCCACUCAGUUUUUACGCGCUUUAACAAUAACACUAUUAUUAUAACUGGAGGGAAAUAUUUGCUUCUUGUUUAAAUAGAUUCAAUUUUGCCUCUCUUAAUUUGGCGUCUUAGAUUAACUUUUCAAAAUAAAAGACAAACUUUUAUUUCCCAAAUUUUUUAAUACAUAAUAUAUGGACAUUUAUGCUUUUUUUCUUUUUCUUUUUUUAAUUUGAAGUUUUUCUUUAGUCAUAGUAAGAGGGCUGAUGCGGAAGUAGGGAGGAGUUUCACGUUAGUUUGGGCUCGGCUUUGACUGGAUGCUUUCGUCAGUGCUGAAAAGAGCCUCAGCUGUGUGUGUGCAUCAGACACACUGACAUCUCAGUCAUUUAGGUUUUGUUUGUUUGGAGGCGUGUUUCUGAAUCUGAGGAGUUUAUCUACCACAGAGAUCAAGAUGCAGCAAUUGGAGGACGACAAGCCCAAGAAGAAGGUGACUCCUUACCUGCUGUACUGUGUUUCUACAGCCGUCAUUGGCUCGCUGCAGUUUGGCUACAACACAGGGGUCAUCAACGCACCUGAGCAGAAACUGCGACUGUUUUUUCAAAAUGUGUCUAUGGAUCGGUACGGAGAGCCUUUCAGCCAGGGAGCAAACACUAUGGUGUGGAGCUUUGCUGUUGCCAUCUUCAGUGUGGGAGGCAUGAUAGGGUCCUUCUCUGUUGGAACCGUUGUGAACAUGUUCGGCAGACAAAAGUCCAUGCUGAUCACCAACAUUCUGGCCCUGGUGGGCGGCGGCCUAAUGGGCCUGUCCUCCCUCAGUCGGUCCUAUGAGAUGGUCAUCAUCGGCCGCUUCUUCAUCGGCGUGUUCUGCGGUCUGUGCACGGGCCUGACACCCAUGUACGUGGGCGAAAUCUCCCCCACCGCUGUGCGAGGAGCGUUCGGGACUUUGCACCAACUUGGCGUGGUCAUUGGCAUCCUGGUGGCACAGAUCUUUGGUCUGGAGUUUCUGCUGGGCUCAGAUGAUCUGUGGCCCGUCCUGCUGGCUCUGACCAUCCUGCCAGCUGUACUGCAGAGCAUCAUGCUGCCCUUCUGUUCUGAAAGCCCUCGCUACCUUCUGAUUGUCCUCAACAAGGAAGAAGAGGCGAGGAAAGCUCUGGUGCGUCUGCGUGGCUGUGAGGAUGUAGACGACGACAUCCAGGAGAUGAAGGAGGAAGGGAUGAAGAUGGCCAUGGAGAAGAAAGUCACCAUCCUUGAACUCUUCCGCUCCCCAAACUAUCGUCAGCCGAUAAUCAUCGCUAUCAUCCUGCAGCUCUCUCAGCAGCUGUCUGGCAUCAACGCCGUGUUCUACUACUCCACAGGUAUAUUUCACACUGCAGGUGUGACUCAGCCGAUCUACGCCACGAUUGGAGCUGGAGUCGUCAAUACGGUGUUUACGGUCGUCUCUCUUUUCCUGGUUGAACGAGCCGGCAGGAGGACGUUGCACCUGAUCGGUCUCGCAGGAAUGGCGAUCAGCGCUCUUAUCAUGACAAUCUCUUUGUCUUUAGUGAAGACGAACCAGUCUCUGAGUUAUCUGGCAAUUGUGGCCGUCUUCGCCUUUGUCGCCAGUUUUGAGAUGGGUCCAGGUCCCAUCCCGUGGUUCAUCGUGGCCGAGCUUUUCUCCCAGGGUCCUCGACCCGCCGCCAUGGCCGUCGCCGGCUGCUCUAACUGGACCGCCAACUUCCUAGUCGGGCUGGGUUUCCCCAAGCUAGAGGAACUUUGUGGUCCUUACGUCUUCCUCAUCUUUAUGGUCCUUCUCAUCCUCUUCUUCGUUUUCACUUACCUGCGAGUUCCUGAGACGAAAGGCAGAACCUUUGACGACAUCGCUCAGGGGUUUUCAGCCAAACCCGCUCACUCCCCGGUCCCUGAUUCUGUGGUCAUCAGCCCUCCAGACAACAAAGAGCCAACACCCCUGUCUCCAACAGAAAAGGUCCCCAUGGUGGAUCUUCCUAUAGAGAAACAAUGAGAGCGUAGAGAAGACAGCAAGAACUUGAAUAACUUUAAGUUAUUUAUCAAAACUUACAUUUUAUUAAUAUGUACAAAUGUAGAAAAACUUCAGUUUUUUAAUGAUACAAUGAAUUACCAUUUUUUCUGACUCAAGACGUCCUUGAUAAUUGACUGAAAUCCCUGUAAUCCAAGCCGAAAUUGACUGUACUAUCAGAGCUUAGUAUCUGAAGACGUCCUUCUUGUUGGCUUUCAGCGUUGUGCCACAUAAGAAGAUCAACAUAUGUUCUCAAAGGUUGCAGGAUUUAGGGCUUUUAUGUAUUAAGGUCAACCUUGAAAAGCGGUUUUUGGAGCCCAGUAGUUUGACCAAAAAGAAAAAAAAAAGACUUAACUAGAAAGUGCUUUACUGCCAUUUUGGAAGAAACAAUGACGCUUCAGGUAGACAGGAAAACAUAGAAGAGAUGCUGAGAAAAAAAUCAGUUUUUUUCCUCAAAAGGAGCCCCACAUUUGUCUGUUUGCUUGUCUUAGCAAAGAAAUUCUGCAGAAAAAUCAAACUGAGGACAUGUCAUCAUGUGAACAAAGUCUCCUUUUAGGUGAAUUUCUAAGAUAUAAUUUAAGAUUUGCUUUUAGAAAAAUGAAUGCAGGCCAGGAGCUUCCUUACACUCAAAGAUUGUUUUUGCUUUUUAGUAUUAAAAAAUCUACCACCAUACUUGAAUUUUUCUAGAUUUUUAACUAAGAUGAUUUAUUGCCAGUAUAAAACUAUUUUUAUUCAAACAAGACUGAUAAAUGAAUGGUCAAUUUUUAUACAAAUAUUUUACAAAACAGGCGAGACUUUUUUAAUAAUAACACUAAAAAAUGUAUUUAUUUGAAAAGUUGGCACAGAAAUGAUCAUUUAAUAUAUUUGUGUUGUUUAUCUUUGUAUUUUGUAGAUUUGCUGCAGCACAUGCUCAUGCUAAGUGCUUUUAAAUGUUUGAGCUGUUGCAGUCUUUGGUUGAGCACAUUUAAUAAGGAAGCACCUUUUUUUUUGUUUAAGUUGAGCUGUUUGCACUUUGACGAGCUGCUUAUCUCACUGCGGUUUUCUGUCGUGUGUUCUUGGCUUUCUUUGCAUGUAAAUACACUAAAGUUGUGCAGCUUUGGUCAUUGCUUUUCACAUUUUUGUAAAAUCGGUGACAUUCUCGUGGUAAUUUCUUGCACCUCAACCAGUUGCUAUAGUGACAGCGACUAUGCAGCUUUGCAGUUCUCUACAAUAUUCACUUUUGUCAAGAUAUAUAUUUUCUCUUGUAUUGUAUUUUUGUGUAAAUAAACACAGGGUGUAAUUCCA
Messenger RNA from Oryzias melastigma (Indian medaka), 3928 nucleotides. It is a transcript of the gene slc2a3b, whose product is annotated as solute carrier family 2 member 3b. The record is from RefSeq and is a predicted model, not a curated record. Gene Ontology annotation, biological process: monosaccharide transmembrane transport; response to insulin. The transcript has 11 exons. Gene Ontology annotation, cellular component: apical plasma membrane; basolateral plasma membrane. NCBI's taxonomy places the organism in Eukaryota, Metazoa, Chordata, Actinopteri, Beloniformes, Adrianichthyidae. The coding region runs from base 1085 to 2629 and encodes 514 amino acids. Gene Ontology annotation, molecular function: hexose transmembrane transporter activity.